Messenger RNA from Scylla paramamosain (green mud crab), 1906 nucleotides. RefSeq lists its product as uncharacterized. NCBI's taxonomy places the organism in Eukaryota, Metazoa, Arthropoda, Malacostraca, Decapoda, Portunidae. Bases 46 to 1515 code for a protein of 489 amino acids. The record is from RefSeq and is a predicted model, not a curated record. The transcript has 2 exons.
CUGUUCCCUGAUGCAGCAGACGCGCCACAGCCAGCACACGACAGCAUGAGGGCGGUGAGCGGGGCGUUUCUGGCCACGCUGGUGGUUGCCUGCAUUGCUGAUUUCGGAGGAGGAGGAGGAGGACAUGGCGGGGGAGGAGGAGGAGGCACUAGCAGCUACAGCGCCCCACCAGUGAGCAGCGGAGGAAUGUACGGCGGCGGCGGCGGUGGAUCUAUGUAUGGCGGAGGUGGCGGCGGCGGCGGCGGUGGAGGCGGUGGAGGGUAUGGAGGAGGAGGAGUGAGCAGCAGCUACAGCGCUCCGUCAGGUGGAGGAGGAGGAAUGUAUGGCGGCGGUGGUGGCGGCGGCGGCGGCGGUGGUGGUGGUGGUGGUGGUGGAUAUGGUGGUGGUGGUUCCUCUGGAGGCGGCGGCGGCUAUGGAGGAGGCAGCGGUGGUGGUGGUGGAGGCGGCGGCUACGGAGGAGGUUCCUUUGGCGGCGGCUCUUCUGGCGGCGGCGGCGGGGGCUACGGCGGAGGCGGCGGCGGAAGUAGCGGCGGUUAUGGUGGCGGAUCCUCUGGCGGCGGUGGCGGCGGCUAUGGCGGCUCCUCUGGCGGCGGAAGCGGCGGCGGCGGUUAUGGCGGCUCCUCUGGCGGCGGCGGCGGUGGCUAUGGCGGCUCUUCAAGCGGUGGAGGCAGUGGCGGCGGCUAUGGCGGCUCCUCUGGCGGCGGCGGCGGAGGCUAUGGCGGUUCUUCCGGCGGCGGCGGGGGAGGCGGCUAUGGCGGCUCCUCUGGCGGCGGCAGCGGGGGCUAUGGCGGCUCCUCUGGCGGUGGUGGCGGCGGCUAUGGCGGUUCUUCUUCUGGCGGCGGCGGCGGCAGCUAUGGCGGCUCCUCUGGUGGCGGAGGCGGCUAUGGCGGCUCCUCUGGCGGCGGCGGCGGCGGCUAUGGCGGCUCCUCUGGCGGCGGCGGCAGCGGCUAUGGCGGCUCCUCUGGCGGCGGCGGCGGCUAUGGCGGCUCUUCUGGCGGCGGCGGCGGCGGCGGCGGCGGCUAUGGCGGCUCCUCUGGUGGUGGCAGCUAUGGCGGCUCCUCUGGCGGCGGCGGCGGCGGCGGCGGCGGCUAUGGCGGCUCCUCUGGCGGCGGCGGCGGCGGCUAUAGUGGCUCCUCUGGCGGCGGUGGCGGAUAUGGCGGCUCUUCUGGCGGCGGCGGGGGAGGCUAUGGCGGCUCCUCUGGCGGUGGCGGCGGCGGCUAUGGCGGUUCAUCUGGCGGCGGCGGCGGCGGCGGCGGCGGCUAUGGUGGUUCAUCUGGCGGCGGCGGCGGGGGAUAUGGCGGCUCAUCUGGCGGCGGCGGCGGCGGCGGUUAUGGUGGCUCAUCUGGCGGCGGCGGCGGCGGCUAUGGCGGCUCAUCUGGCGGCGGCGGAGGCGGCGGCUAUGGGGGCUCAUCUGGCGGCGGUGGCGGCGGCAGCUAUGGCGGCGGCUCUUCUGGCGGCGGCGGUGGUGGCUAUGGCGGCUCCUCUGGCGGCGGCAGUAGCAUGUAUGGGAAAUAGACACUCUCUAUCCCCCCCAGCCACACCUCCCCACUUCCCCUCACCCCUGCCCAUCACCUGCCUCCUAACCCCUUCUCACUGCCCCUUCCAUGUGUCACACUCACCCCCCUCCAGCCCUUCACACCGCCCUCUGUCCCAUCACCGGUGCCCACUCCAGCCCUUCACCAACCUCCCCCUGCCCCUAUCACCUAGUCGCCCCUUCACUCCCCCCUUCCUUCCCUUCAUGCCCUUCCUGUUCUUGUUAUCUGGUGUUCAACGUCCGUAUUGAUGUUUGUAUGUAUGUGUUUGUAUAUGUCUGUCUGUCUGUCUGUACGUAUGUGUGUGUAUUGGUGUGUGUGUAUUUGUCUACCACGAGAAGUUUUACGAAAUAUAUUUUAGAUACACCAAUAAA